AUGUUUUUCAAGUCAGCAAGAACGCUGUCUUUACUCAUCGCCAUAUUUGGCGCAUGUAUCUCUAAUACAACCCAGUCCACAUUAAGGAGACUGAAGACAUAUCUCCAAGGGCACACCGCUACAGCUGGCAUUGCUGUUCAACUCCAGGUUGACAAACAGGUCAACAUAAGUUUGUUGCCAAUGUCCAUCUCCAAUCUCAAUGCUGCCGAGCAGACAUUCAGCUUCAGUGCCGGUGUCUCGAUGAAAUGGUUCGACCACAACCUAGCUUGGAACAAAACUGAGUAUGAUGAUAUUGAAAAUGUGAUCAUCUCGGAAGACUCCGUGUGGACACCUUCCGUGAUCAUCCCGAACGGUGUUGACAACGUCGUACCGGGCUCAGAACUAUCUCCUGAGAUUCAGAGUAGAGGCAAAGCAAAGCAACUAAUCGUUGAGAGUUUCAAGACCAGUUGUCAAAUAGACAUCACUCUGUACCCGUUUGACCAGCAACGAUGUAGCAUCCUGUUCAUGCCUGUCAAUAGUUUCAAUUUCGGACUAUAUACGACUGGUUCUAUAAUGGACACUCUACCGACUUUCUUCAUUGAGAACAGUGAAUGGGAGUUGGUUGACAUACAUGCCAAGGUUAUGGACCCCCAACUGAUAUUUUUAUCAAGAUUUGCAUCGUUUGAGUUUCUCCUGAAACGCAAGAGCAUGUUUUAUAUAGUGAGUAUCAUCUUUCCUAUGGCUCUUCUCUCUCUGCUCAACGCCUGUGUGUUCCUCCUACCAGCUGACUCCGGAGAGAAGAUGUCCUACCUCAUCUCAAUAUUUGUGUCCUAUGCAGUGUUCAUGAACUUCGUCAAUGACUCGAUCCCCAAGUCUGGAGACGUGUGUCGACUGUCUGUGUACCUGACCCUCAUCCUCUGCCAGAGCUGCCUGACCAUCAUCACCACAAUGGCCAGACUCAACGUCCGCAAUAAUGGUCUCCUAUUUCAGACCAAGACGGACGUACAGGCAGCAAACGACAAUUCAAACACGACCAGCACUCAACGAACGAGUGUAAAAUCUGCGUCAAACGUCCGCCGCGCAGACUACGUUCUGUUCGGCAUGUUUCUGCUUCUGGCACUGAUGUCCCUGCUGGUGUUUUGCGUAUAA
Molecule: messenger RNA, 1128 nt
Organism: Haliotis rufescens (red abalone)
Lineage: Eukaryota; Metazoa; Mollusca; Gastropoda; Lepetellida; Haliotidae
Product: neuronal acetylcholine receptor subunit beta-3-like
Exons: 1
Coding region: 1-1128 (375 amino acids)
Biological process (GO): regulation of membrane potential; chemical synaptic transmission; monoatomic ion transmembrane transport
Cellular component (GO): membrane; synapse; neuron projection
Molecular function (GO): extracellular ligand-gated monoatomic ion channel activity; neurotransmitter receptor activity; transmembrane signaling receptor activity
Source: RefSeq, a predicted model, not a curated record